AUGCAUUGGCGGCCGCACAGUCAUGACAUGCCGCAGCUGCGCCGGAAAUGCCCCAAGGUCUGUUUGUCUCCUCCAGCCAUACAUAUUUUACAGAAAUUGAUUAAGCCCUUUCACAGAAGCGCAGUUUGCUCAAGCUGCGAUGGCCGAGGCUUCAACAUCUUCAUUUGCACACACUGCAAUCCAGCCGUUGUGGCAGCUGCCGCUCGAUCUAGUGCUAGUACCACUGCAUCCUCGGCGUCAGAUACAGCAAAUAACACCCCGGGCUCUUCGGCCCCGUCUUCCCCUGGUUCAUUGAGUAGGAGUCCUUCUGUCUCCUACGCCUCGUCUUCACAUGCAGAUCCUAGUUCAAGGGCAUCUCGGUCUUGGAAACGGUAUGGUGAUGGGCGUGAUGGGACGAGUUGUGGACAGGUUGAAAUGAAUACCCGCAAUCUAUGA
Messenger RNA from Penicillium taxi, 435 nucleotides. RefSeq lists its product as uncharacterized. Bases 1 to 435 code for a protein of 144 amino acids. The transcript has a single exon. Lineage: Eukaryota; Fungi; Ascomycota; Eurotiomycetes; Eurotiales; Aspergillaceae. The record is from RefSeq and is a predicted model, not a curated record.